Molecule: messenger RNA, 1041 nt
Organism: Phycomyces blakesleeanus NRRL 1555(-)
Lineage: Eukaryota; Fungi; Mucoromycota; Mucoromycetes; Mucorales; Phycomycetaceae
Exons: 10
Coding region: 1-1041 (346 amino acids)
Source: RefSeq, a predicted model, not a curated record
AUGUCCAAUAUUAACACAACUCUCCUCAACUCAAUUCAAAAGAUUGAGGUUGAUCUUGCUGAAAUCAAGCAAACAUUGCGCAAGCUUCAAAGGCAAUUCAGCAAUCAAUUUGCACCAGCAGUCAGUGCGGAAGAUCUAACUACAAUGCAACAAAGCAUUAUUGAGCAGAGUUCUCUUGAGCGCAUUGCCGAGUCUGUGAAAAGAGCCCAGCUCACAGAGUACCCUGAUCAGCUCGGAAAAAACGAAGCGCAAAAAUACAAUCUGUUGCUUCAGAUUCUUCACGAGCAGGACUGGAAGGCGCGCUGCAAAGAAGUUCCACAAGGGCAGCCUUUGCCCCCAUUAGUCCCUCUUUCAGACCAUGAUUUGACAGUAAAAAGACUGCAUCUCAAAACAUUAGGCCGUACGGUAAAGCAUGAUAUCAUUGACAAAGACUAUCCUGCGGCCUCAAAAGAAUGGAAGAAUAUCCCAGAGAAAAACAGGGAAUACUACAUGAUGCAUUUGGAGAGGUUGGUGAAGAAUGGUGGAUUGCACAUCCACCAAUGUAAAAGAAUGUGGUGUGCAAGAAGCCUUCUUCAGAAAAGCUUCAAGAGCGACAACCAGACGCACAAGAGAAGAAUGGCAGAGAAGAACAAAACACAGCGAGACAUAAGUGAUUCUUCGCUUUCUUCUCCUGAUAUGUCAGAAACUGGUGAUGUUGAGUCGCCCAUAAUGGCAGAUGUGCUGUCUCCUCCACCCACAGCAAGUGUUGAGCCUGCUCGCAAGAGAAGCCGAAGAUCAGUAAAUGCUUAUUUUACUGAACAAGUAAGCAUAUUAUAUAAAGAACUCGACCAUUCUGUUAAAGCUGCAAAGGAAAAACAAGAGGUUGUGCUAGAAUUGAAAGCAAUAGAACAAAAGAAAGAAUUAAAAAAUGGUAGUUAUGUUACCAAAGUGAAUUCUGCAACAUCACCGCACUGCCAGACAACCGAAAUUGUGUUAAUUUUUGUUGAUUUUACAAUACUUAUGUGCCAACAUGAGAGUAGCCCCCGUGGCGUAAUUGGAUAA